UCCGCCUUCGUGCGUGGCGACCCCUGACCCCGCGCGUCUCCUUCCGCCUGUGUGCGUGUCGCGCGCUCACAGCGCCACAGAGCGGAGCGGUCUCGGGACACGCGCAAAGCCACCGAGAGAUGUCUGCUUCUGCUGCUGCUGGGUCGCGGCGCGAGCGGCUGACGCUGCGCGACAAACUGGAGGGGCGCGAGCUCGACCUGAGCCUCUGCGGCCUCGCUGAGGCGCCCGUGCGCGAGCUGGCAGAGUUGCCGAAAGCAACGGUCCUGGACCUGUCCUGUAAUCUACUGACAUCACUGCAGCCAGAGUUCAGCAGGCUGACGCAUCUGGUUAAGCUGGACCUGAGCAAGAACCAGCUGAGGGAGCUUCCCGCCGAGUUUGGGGAGCUCGUGUGGUUGCACCACCUCGACCUAUUUCAGAACAAGCUGCAGUCACUGCCCACCAGCUUCGCUCAGCUCAAGAGUCUGAAAUGGUUGGAUCUGAAGGACAAUCCCCUAGAGCCAGCUCUUGCCAAGGUGACCACGGACUGCCUCGAUGAGAAGCAGUGCAAGCUGUGUGCAGUCCAGGUGGUGGAGUAUAUGAAGCAGAUGCAGGCGGAAGAGGAGAAGGCCCAGCAACAACGUCUGGAGAAAGAGCGAUCUAAGCAGGCGCGCAAGGAGGCCGAGCUUCUGCGACAGGAGGAGGCCAAGCGGGAGCUGCGUAAGCAGCAGAAGGCGAUGGAGAAGGAGAAGAGGCGGCGCGAGUACGAGGAGGCACAGGCUCAGCUCCGGCAGCGGAACGAGACCCCGGCUCCCAAACCCAGCGUGGCCCCGCAUGACGCUGUGGUUGGCGAGCGGCGGCGGCGGCGGCGGGCCAGUGCUGGUCGCUGGUCGUGCCGCAGGGUCCCAGCGCUGCUCUUCCUGGUUCUUGUGCUUGGAGGUCUGAUGGCGGGCCUCGUUCUCUACUGUCAGGGCCAAGGCCCAGCGUCGCCAGGUCCCUGUGAUCACGUCAACAGGGUCUAUGCGGGAAUACUCAACGCUCUGCGUCAAAACUUAAUCUUCCAAUAUUUUCUGGAAAUAUGUCACAUGCAUGCGUAACGAUUUAUACCUUGCGGAAAAUAAAUAUUCCCGUGGAAUUGGAAUGUGUUGAAGGUUUUCCAACAUAAGUAGAAUGACACGUUUAAAUUGACGUCUGCAAUAUGCUGCAUUAACAUUAAAUGAAUUAGUUUCAUGAUGCAAUUCAUAUGCUGGAGUAAUACUUUUGUUAUAUUUAUCUUGAUAGUAAAAUAAAAGGGCAGCCACAA
Petromyzon marinus (sea lamprey) is the source of this 1279-nucleotide messenger RNA. RefSeq names its product leucine rich repeat containing 59 (gene LRRC59). NCBI's taxonomy places the organism in Eukaryota, Metazoa, Chordata, Hyperoartia, Petromyzontiformes, Petromyzontidae. Gene Ontology annotation, molecular function: protein binding. The record is from RefSeq and is a predicted model, not a curated record.